CGAAUCGUCGGUUUCGAAUCCGCAGCCACGACGAAGAUUAAGCAGCACCCUUCGCUCUCUCUUCCUCCUCCGGAUCUCUUUGUUCUUCAUCCUUGAGGACCCGCGAAAAUGGUGGACAGCGAGACGGCCAGGACGAUCGUCGGCAUUAUCGGAAAUGUCAUCUCCUUCGGUUUGUUCCUGUCUCCCAUCCCGACAUUCAUCACCAUAUUCAAGAAAAAAUCGGCGGCGGGAUUCAAGCCGGAUCCGUACGUAGCGACAGUACUCAACUGCGCGAUGUGGGUGUUCUAUGGCAUGCCCUUUGUCCAUCCGGACAGCCUUCUUGUCAUCACGAUCAACGGCUUCGGUCUUGGUCUCGAGCUCUUCUACGUUGGGAUCUUUUUCAUUUACUCUCCGUGGAACAAACGUCGGAACAUCUUACUUGCGCUACUUGUGGAACUGAUCUUCAUGGUUGUAGUAAUUGUGAUCACCCUGUUGACUCUCCAUACAACAGGCAAGAGGUCUGCACUUGUGGGAAUACUGUGUAUCGUCUUCAACAUAGCGAUGUACACUUCGCCAUUGACAAUCAUGAAAAAAGUCAUCCAGACGAAGAGCGUCAAGUACAUGCCCUUCUAUCUGUCACUUGCCAACUUCUUGAACGGCAUCGUCUGGGCCAUCUAUGCACUCCUCAAGUUCGAUCCCUACAUCCUGAUACCGAAUGGUUUGGGAUCCUUGUCUGGUCUGGUGCAGCUGAUUCUCUAUGCCACAUACUACAAAACCACCAAGUGGGACGAGGAGGAUGACAAACCGGCUGAAGUCGAACUAUCCGAUACACGUGCCUAAGGCUGAGACACUCGAUGGAAGCAGCGGCCUCCUCUGCAUUUCGAGAUUCAACUCUUUUACUGUACCCGAGUCCUUAAUUUCCACAAGAACAGUGUUUGACCUUAAUUGUUGUUGUAAAACACCUACUGAAUGUAUUUCCAACCAAACGGCAAAGAGCAUAUUGAAAACAGAGGAAUUCCGCGUACGUUGGCAAAUUUGUCUAGAACAUACGCUGCACUCCCAUCAGCUAGA
This is a messenger RNA of Rhodamnia argentea, 1050 nucleotides long. Its product is annotated as bidirectional sugar transporter SWEET5. The record is from RefSeq and is a predicted model, not a curated record. Gene Ontology annotation, biological process: carbohydrate transport. Gene Ontology annotation, molecular function: sugar transmembrane transporter activity. The transcript has 6 exons. Lineage: Eukaryota; Viridiplantae; Streptophyta; Magnoliopsida; Myrtales; Myrtaceae. Bases 109 to 819 code for a protein of 236 amino acids. Gene Ontology annotation, cellular component: membrane.